UCCCGUCACCCCAAACACACCUUUCCACAGGCAUCCCCAUUGAUGCAAGACUUGCAGUGACGGUUCCUUGAAGAAGAUCUGCCCGCCCCGCCGCAGCCUGAAGAAGACUCCUCUGCCUUAGUAUUAGCCAGGAUCGAGCUUUUUGAAUAUCAAAGCGGCAUCCCUUGACACCACAAGAUGCAGAGGUGCCCUGGUCUCUUGCUCGUUUCCUUAAUCUUCUGUGCCGCCCUCUCAGAGACGUUCGGACUGGUUUUGUCCGCUAAAGAAAAAAGGGGCUGGACUAUGAAUAGUGCUGGUUAUCUGCUUGGCCCACGUCGUAUUGAACAGCUGCUCAAGGAAAUGCCCAGUGCAAGGGGGAGAGAAGAGCUACCUGGGGAAUAUGCAAUAGACAGAGUUUUUAAUGACAAGUAUGGUCUAGCUGGUAAACGAGAUAUACAGCCUGAAGAAAAUAUAAAAGCAGGUACUUUUGGAAGACCACAGAUGGAUGACAAUGUUGUGCGUACAGUAAUUGAAUUUUUGACCUACUUACAUCUUAAAGAAACUGGUGCUCUUGACAACAUAUCUACAACAGUUUCUUCAGAAGAAACAAAUCAAUCUUGAAAGAGAAUGUAUUUAUACUCUGUUAUCAAUUAAGACAUCUAAUUGGAAUUUUGAAGAAAAUAAAAUGUUCAUUGUUUACAUUGAUCUUCUA
Molecule: messenger RNA, 691 nt
Organism: Eublepharis macularius
Lineage: Eukaryota; Metazoa; Chordata; Lepidosauria; Squamata; Eublepharidae
Gene: GAL
Product: galanin and GMAP prepropeptide
Exons: 7
Coding region: 178-600 (140 amino acids)
Cellular component (GO): extracellular region
Molecular function (GO): hormone activity
Source: RefSeq, a predicted model, not a curated record